This is a messenger RNA of Aspergillus ruber CBS 135680, 2324 nucleotides long. Its product is annotated as Zn(II)2Cys6 transcription factor. Gene Ontology annotation, biological process: positive regulation of transcription by RNA polymerase II. The record is from RefSeq and is a predicted model, not a curated record. Lineage: Eukaryota; Fungi; Ascomycota; Eurotiomycetes; Eurotiales; Aspergillaceae. Bases 1 to 1932 code for a protein of 643 amino acids. The transcript is spliced from 4 exons. Gene Ontology annotation, molecular function: zinc ion binding; DNA-binding transcription factor activity, RNA polymerase II-specific; transcription cis-regulatory region binding. Gene Ontology annotation, cellular component: nucleus.
AUGGCAGAUGCCUCGUGUGGCAUCCGCAAGCCGCGAAAGUCCCGGGGUAGGGGGCUGCGUGCCACUACCGGAUGCCUAGUUUGCAAGCGGCGUCAUGUCAAAUGCGACGAAGUUCGUCCCCAAUGCGGGCCUUGCGCCAAGGGCCAACGCCCGUGUGUUUAUGGCGGUAGCGAUAGUAUAUCACAACGGAUUGAUGCUUCUUCCGACAGAACAAUACAUCGCACAAUUUCACCACAGUCGCAAAUCCAUGAGCCCCUGCGAGUUCUGGUGGACGCAUGCCAUCAAGAACAGCCGGUUCGACAUCCUACAGAUGCCUUUCGUCAGAAGUCUGUUACACCAUCCCCGGGCCCGGGCUCUACUAGAACUGUUUCUCGGCAUGGCCAGGGGCUGUCUCCGCAUUCUCCCCUGGGAUAUGUACCAUCACCCGGUACAGAGUCAUCGUCCACGUCCACCAGAUUGGCACCGUUGAGCUGGUUCGAACUACUUGCCAAUGAUGCCGCCAGUGCGGAUAGAGAUUUUCUAUUGUCUCCACCACACCAAAUCCCUCCAUCCGUGGCAGUAGAAUCCCCGGUCGCUCAACCGCCAAGCUCGGAUUUGCAGCCUCAUAACCAACGCGAACGUGAAAGCUUCCAAGCGGCUUCUUUCCGGCGAGACCCUGAGAUUGACGAGAGACUAGUCGCGGCGCCAGUCGAGGAUGCGCCGGCAGCAUUGCCGGACGAAUACUCCUCCUGGAGUACUGCGACACCCAUCGAGCUGUCGGACCAGGACCAUUUCAUGUUCGACCAUUUUGUGCGGACACUAGGCGCGUGGAUGGAUUUCUUUGACCCGACACUGCAACUUUCUACCACACUACCGCAUCUGGCUCUGAGAAAUAUCGGACUAAUGAAGGCACUUUUAGCUCUUUCGGCACGGCAUCUCUCGCUGUCGAGCGAGACUAACCAGUAUCAACACAACCGCACAGCUACCGAAAAAGCCAAUCCUUCCGACAUUGCAGAUUCCGAGAAGGAAGUCGCUUCCACCGUCAAUCGCAAUCUUGCUGUUCAGUAUUACUACGAAACGCUGCAAUAUUUAAACAAGGCGAUGCAUUAUCCCUCUUACACUCGCAGUGCCGAGUUGAUCUGUACGGCCCUUCUCAUUAGCACGUAUGAGAUGGUUGACGGCUCCAACUAUGAUUGGGAGCGACAUCUCAAAGGGGUUUUCUGGAUCCAGCGUUUCCAAAAUAACAACGGUGAAUCUGGAGGUAUCCGACAAGCAGUUUGGUGGUCUUGGCUUCGACAGGAUGUCUGGGUAGCCAUGCGAGAGCGUCGUCGAGUUUUCUCAUUCUUUCAGCCUCGAAAGCCGUAUUCCAUGUUAGACACUGCUGGGUUUACCUGUCGUGCAUACUAUUUACUAUCACAAUGCGUGAACUACGCCUCUCGGGAAGAAUCCAAGACCACUGACAUACAGCAACGCCUGGAGCGAGGGAACGAAUUACUAUUUAUGCUGCAAGAGUGGCAGGAUUACCUGCCGCGGGAAUUCAGGCCACUUCCACAGAAGCAGACUGCUGAGACUUUCCCACCGAUCUGGAUCUACCCUUCUCCAUACGCCGCGGCUGUGCAGCUGCACAGUUUGGCCCGCAUCUUGGUGGUGUUGCAUCGUCCUUCAAUCGGCGGCCUCCAGGACUACCGCGCCGCGCAAAGACUGCUUGCAGCGUCUGUCAGUACCGUCUGCGGAAUAGCGCGCAUGAUUAAAGAAAAAGAUAUCCCCGCUAGUUUCGUGUCACUCACUUGUCUAUUUGGAGCUGGAAUGAGCGUUCACGCUCCCCAUGAACGAACGGUGUUGUUGGAUCUCAUCGAAACCUUCCAGCACCGGAUUCGUUGGCCGGUCGAUUCAUUGAGAAAGGAGCUUGAAUCUGAAUAUCAAAAAGAUGAGCUCUCUGCCUUCGCUGGUUGAGAACCUGUCGAAUAUAACAAAAUCACUUCGAUUCCUCUUCCGAAGCAGCAGAACGACGGUCCCAUAUGGCAUAAAUGGUUAUAAGACCUUGUCUGGAGAGAGAGCCAAUCUUGCCGGGUUCGAAUAGCCACAUGUACGGCGAUUAUUCCUUUAUUUACGCCAUCACACUAGAUGCAGUGAUGCUAUGCUGUAGGCGGCCCUCUGUUUCUCUGGAAAAUUUCUCCCAUCCCCGAUCGUGUGGUCUUCAUUUAUACAGAGGGUGAUAGCGCCUGGAUUAUUAUACUCCUUCGAGGGUGACUAGUUUGCACAGAUGACCUGAUGCAAAACAUGGCCAAUAUUGAUCCAGUUGACACAAGUCAGUUCCAAGAAGCCGAAGGCUUGAUGUAUAAUAG